Molecule: messenger RNA, 2794 nt
Organism: Hyalella azteca
Lineage: Eukaryota; Metazoa; Arthropoda; Malacostraca; Amphipoda; Hyalellidae
Product: glutamyl aminopeptidase
Exons: 16
Coding region: 104-2794 (896 amino acids)
Biological process (GO): peptide catabolic process; proteolysis
Cellular component (GO): cytoplasm
Molecular function (GO): peptide binding; zinc ion binding; metalloaminopeptidase activity
Source: RefSeq, a predicted model, not a curated record
ACACUAAUGUAUUUUUUAUAGGAUAAGUGUCAAAAUUUUUUGCCGACGUUUAUCUCGUCGUGCCUCUUGACUGCCAUUAAACUGAUCCAAAUACGUUUCAGCCAUGGCGGAGUUUUUCGUGAGACGCACUACGGCCUUUUUUAUAUUUCUCGUGAUGGUGUUGAGCUGUGCCAUCGUUGGCUUGGCGGUGUACAGUUUUAGCGAUAAAUCAGAGAUUGAAACAACAUUUACUGAGACGGUCGUUCCAGAAAAAUUAACCACCGACGAUGUUACGGUGUCCGAAGAACCCGACAGAAGUACCCAGCCAUGGGAGUUGGAGUACAGGAUUCCAGUCAGCACUAUUCCAUACCAUUACGAUCUUUAUCUUCAUCCUGAUUUGGAAAGUGGCAAAUUUACGGGAAAAGUGACCAUUCUGGUUGGAGUUACUUCAUCCAUGACAUUCUUGGUGACACACUUCAGAGACAUGAACAUCACUCUGACCAAACUAAGGUCAGCUGAGUCGAGUGAUGAGGUUGAUCUCUUGGACUACUUUGGGUACGAACCCAAUCAGUUUUGGGUGAUGCGCCCCAGAGUUGCUUUGAAGCCCGGCAACUAUAGCAUGGAGCUCGAAUUCGAUGGAAGUUUGGAAAACAAAAUUGUGGGCUUUUACAAAAGUAUCUACACCACCAAAGCUGGGAUAAAGAGGUCUAUCGCGACGUCGAAAUUCCAGCCUACGGACGCCAGGGCGGCCUUCCCGUGCUUCGACGAGCCUUCUUUCAAGAGCACCUUCAGCCUGACCAUAGUGAGGCCGACGCAGGGCUACACGGCGCUCUCGAACAUGCCGGAGCAGGGCCAGGUUGCAAACGCGCCUCUGCGAGGCCUCACGGAAGUGACGUUCCAGAAAUCCGUCCCGAUGGUAACAUACCUGGUCUGCUUCAUCGUCUGUGACUUCGAGUACGUCGAGACGAAGACUCAAGAAAACAAACUCUUCAGGGUCUACUCGACUCCUGAUCAGAUCGAGAGAACGCACUACGCCAGAGACAUCGGGGUCAGCAUCCUCAACUAUUUCGAAAAUUAUUUUGAAGUGGAGUACCCGCUGCCGAAACAAGACAUGAUCGCGAUCCCGGACUUCGUAUCGGGAGCGAUGGAGCACUGGGGGCUCAUCACCUACAGGGAGACGAACCUGCUGUACGACGAGGUCGGUUCCUCGUCCUACAACCAACAACGCGUCGCCUCCGUCGUCAGUCACGAGCUUGCGCACAUGUGGUUCGGCAACCUCAUGACACUGAAGUGGUGGGAUGACCUCUGGCUCAACGAAGGCUUCGCUAGCUACGUGGAAUACAAGGGAGUAGCGCAGUACCAUCAAGACUGGGAUAUGCUCGGUCAGUUCGUAGUGGAUGACCUCCAGCCAGUGUUCAAGUUGGAUGCGAAGCUCUCAUCUCAUCCUAUCAUUCAACCUGUGGCGCAUCCGAAUCAGAUUACCGAAAUCUUUGAUGCCAUCUCAUACAGCAAAGGAGCAUCAGUGUUACGCAUGCUGGACAAUUUCAUGGGUGAGGAGCAGUUCAGAGUUGGAGUCUGGAACUUCCUGCGGCAGUACAAAUACGCCAACGCAGUCACUAGCGACCUCUGGCGGCACUUGGCUCAGCAGUCAUCACUCGACAUCAGCGCAAUCAUGGAUACCUGGACCAAACAAAUGGGAUACCCUGUCCUCAUGGUCAACAGAACCUCGCCGUCAGAGCUGAAGGUCCAGCAAUCUCGGUUCCUGCAAGACCCCAGCGCCGUCAGUGGAGAUGAUUCGCCUUACGGAUACAAGUGGGACGUUCCGGUCACGUACAAGGCGGAGGGCGCUGAGCGCCAGCUGCAGUGGCUCUACAGGGACAUGCCAUCGUUGACGCUUGAGGUCCCUGGUGCUAGUCCCUGGGUGAAGAUCAACGUGGAUCAGUACGGUUUCUACCGCGUCAACUAUGACGCGGCGAUGUGGAAUGAACUCGUCAACCUUCUUCAAAACAACCACGAGGCACUGAGUCCUCCGGAUCGUUCAAGCUUACUGGAUGACGCGUUCAGUCUGGCAGCAGCCAACCAACUUGAGUAUUCAGUGGCGCUGCGGUUGUGCUCUUACCUCGACAAGGAGACGCACUACAUCCCCUGGCGGACUGUGACAUCGCAUCUCUCCGCGCUCGACAGGCUCCUGAGGAACACCAAGGCUUAUCCUCUGUACAAGAACUACGUGCUGAAGCUGGUAGAAUCGCACGCCCGGGCACACGGCUGGGAAGACUCUGGCAACCACCUUAAGCGACGCUUGCGGCCAGUAUUGCUGGCGCUCGCAUGCCAGAGCGGCAGCGCGUGGUGUCUGAGUGCGGCGGAGACCAAACUAAAAGAAUGGCUACUCGAUCCAUCCCACAGUCUGCCGCCCAACCUACGUACAGUCGUCUACAAGUACGGCAUGAAAAAUGCUGGCUACAGUGACUGGGAGCUGAUGUUGGAGCGAUAUGCCAAAGAACUCAACGCCCAGGAGAAGAGUAAACUUAUAGCCGGAUUAACCAACGUCAACAGGCGCUGGAUAAUUCACAGAUUCCUGGACGCAACACGCAACGCGAGCGUCGUGAGGACCCAAGACUACUUGAGCAGCCUCGGCCAGCUCGCUGCCAACCCUGCGGCUACAGACAUCGUCUGGAGCUUCAUCAAAUCGGAGUGGGAUUGGCUGGUGUCACGGUUCACGCUGAGUAGCCGCUACCUCGGCAAUACCGUCAAGACCGUCGUGUCUCUCUUCACGACGCCUCUCCUCCUCUCAGAUGUGAGUAAACCAUUCAUGUAA